Colletotrichum phormii is the source of this 7837-nucleotide messenger RNA. Its product is annotated as polyketide synthase. The transcript is spliced from 8 exons. Lineage: Eukaryota; Fungi; Ascomycota; Sordariomycetes; Glomerellales; Glomerellaceae. The record is from RefSeq and is a predicted model, not a curated record. Gene Ontology annotation, biological process: secondary metabolite biosynthetic process; fatty acid biosynthetic process. Bases 195 to 7652 code for a protein of 2485 amino acids. Gene Ontology annotation, molecular function: oxidoreductase activity; fatty acid synthase activity; 3-oxoacyl-[acyl-carrier-protein] synthase activity.
CAAAUAGAAGUGGUGUUUGCAGACAUGAACAUAUCAUCACUUAUUACAAAGGCCUUGAGAUACAAUUCAUUUAGAAACCGGCGAGCUGCACAAAAACCAUGAAGUAGCCAUUGCCGCUGUUUUCUACUCGCUAAUUGUACAGCGAUAAUCACAUCAGAUCGCACCUUACCAUCGACGUUAGACUUGCGAGAAAUAUGCAGGCCAUGAUGCAAGAAGAUCGCUUAUACCUUAAUGGUGUCAAGCUGCCUGCCACUGACCCAACGGUCGUCAGUAUAACGGAGCUGAAGGCUGCUGAAAGCAGUGGCGGAUCACGAACCACGGAAGAAGCCUCUCCCGCAGUGAGCGUCGACGGCCGUUUCCACUCGUCCACCAACAAUCGCUAUCCUCAACCGGACUUCGAGUUGAAAGAUGACCCUGCGUGCAUCAUUGGCAUAGCAUGCCGUCUCCCAGGAGGCAUACGUUCCCCAUCCGACCUAUGGGAGCUUCUGAAGGCGAAGAAGACGACACAAGGCCGGGUCCCCCCCGAGCGCUUCAACAUGGCCGGUUAUUACCACGCAGACGGUAAGCGUGCGGGUGUCAUGGACGCAGAUGGAGGUUACUUCCUUGACGAAGACGUCCGGAAGUUCGACAACGAAGUGUUCGGGCUGAACAACCUCGAGGCGACAUACAUGGAUCCUCAACAGAGGAAGCUGCUCGAAGUGACAUACGAGUGUCUCGAAAACGCCGGUCUCUCAAUGGAGGCGGUCAUGGGGUCUGACACGGCCGUUUAUGUCGGCAACUUCACCGUCGACUAUCAGACCAUGCAGACCAGGGACCCGGAUUACCUCCACCGCUACAGCGCGACGGGAUCCGGCACCGCCAUCAUGGCCAACCGUAUCAGCCAUGUUUUCGACCUUCGCGGGCCCAGCUUCACCCUAGACACCGCGUGCUCUUCGUCCAUUUACGGCCUGCAUAACGCUGUUAUGGCACUGAGAAAUGGCGACUGCGAGGCUGCAAUCGUGGCCGGGGCCAAUCUCAUCACGUCCGUCGAACAGCACCUCGGCACGAUGAAAGGCGGUGUGCUGUCGCCCACGUCUACAUGCCAUACCUUCGACGCCUCGGCAGAUGGCUAUGGCCGAGCCGAGGCGGUCAACGCCGUCUACAUCAAACCGCUCUCGCGAGCUCUGCGGGAUGGCGACCACAUCCGCGCUGUGAUCCGCGGCACCGCCAUCAACGCCAAUGGAAGGACAAACGGCAUCACGCAACCCAGCGCCGCCAUGCAGGCGGCCGUGAUCCGCAAGGCGUACGCCAAUGCAGGCCUUCGCAUGGCCGAUACCGACUACGUCGAGUGCCACGGUACCGGUACCGCAGUUGGAGAUCCCAUUGAAGUAGAGGGGAUCGGAAAGUCCUUCGCCAGGGAUGGCGACUCACCAUUGAUGAUUGGUGCGGUCAAAACCAACAUCGGCCACAGUGAGGCCGCCAGCGGUCUAUCCGCUGUGAUCAAGGCCGUCUUAUCCUUUGAGAAAGAGAUGAUUCCCCCCACCUACGGAGUCACCAAAUUGAAUCCCAAACUCAACCUGGAUGUGUUUAAUCUCCAGGUGGUCAACGAAAUGUCGGCAUGGCCUCGAUCCCUGCGAAGAGCUAGCAUCAACUCCUUCGGCUACGGCGGCGCGAACGCCCACGUGAUUAUGGAAGCGCCAGAGAGCUACUUGUCAGGCCUCGAUGGGACCAUGCCGGAACCAAGAACGCUGUCAUCCGCUUCCGACUCCGAGUCCAACGCGUCUGCGUAUUUGGGCCGUCCUUUCGUGCUUCCCAUCUCCGCAAACUCUCAGUGGUCUUUGGACCAGCGAAUUCAACAGAUCACGCAAUAUGUCAAGAACCACGCCACCGCUACGCUGCCGGCGUUGGCCAACACCUUGGCAAAGCACCGCUCUCACCAGAAGUAUCGGGCUUCUAUGAUUGUUAGCAAGACACAUGACGAAGAACUCGUCACCGACGUCUUCAGCCCUGACGAGAGGCCGGCGGCAUCCCCACCGCCUUUUGCAUUCGUCUUUACGGGGCAGGGAGCACAGUACGCGGGGAUGGGCCGUGAGCUUCUUCUGAACAACGCCUCUUUCCGCGCCUCGAUCCAGGGACUUGACCGCAUACUCCAAGACCUCCCGGAACAGGAUCAAGACGGCCGGGGCUCCAGGCCAGCCUGGACCCUCGAACAAACGUUGCUGGAUCCGCCGGAGACGAGCAUGAUCAACGACGUGACCCGCAGUCAGCCCAUCUGUACAGCCGUGCAGGUUGCACUGAUAGACCUUUUGGCGGACUGGAAUGUCUUCCCCGAAGCCGUUGUCGGCCACUCGUCGGGCGAGAUUGCAGCCGCCUAUGCCGCGGGCCAGCUUUCGGCAGCUCAAGCCAUCAAAGUCGCCUACCUUCGGGGACAAGCUGUCGGCAGACUGCAAAGCCGGGGCGGCAUGCUCGCGACUGACUUGGCGGCAGAGGAAGCGGCUGACCUGAUUGCCAGGACGGAAGGGCUGCCAGGCCGUGUCUGCGUCGCGUGUAUCAACGCACCGGAGAGCGUGACGCUGAGUGGCGAACUCGAUGCCAUCAAUUUGCUGGCCAAGAUCCUGCAGGAGCGCGGGAAGUUCGUCCGAGUCCUGAAGACCGGCGGAAGGGCGUAUCAUUCUCACAUGAUGAAGGAGGUGGGUGCGUUGUACGAAGACAUGCUUGCGCCGGUGUUUGCAAGCGACCCGAGCGACGCCGAGAACGCCGGGCCCUCUCAUCGAGCAACCAUGUACUCGUCGGUAGGCGCCAGUGCCGAGAACCUGGCCGUCCUGAAUCACACUGGGCACCGAAGCUCUGCCAACUACUGGCGCCAAAAUCUCGAGACCGCAGUCCAGUUCUGUGCGGCUCUGACCAACCUCACAGCCAGCGCCAAGAAGCUUCAUAUCAUCGAGGUCGGGCCUCACGCUGCCCUCAAAGGCCCCAUCGAGCAGACGCGCAAGAAGUCCGGACACGACUUCCGUCUCUCGCCCACCCUGCUACGCGGCGAAGACGCGGAGGCGUGUAUCAAGAAACUGGCCGGCCAACUGUUCGUGCGAGGUAUCCCGCUGGAAUGGUCCGCUGUCAACGACCACCGCGAACAGGGCACCAUCGUUCCGCUGUACGACUUGCCGCCCUACCCAUGGGACUACACCGGCUCCCUUCUCUGGAGCGAGCCGCGCCCAAGUGUCGAGCAACGCAACCGCCAGCACAUGCGCCAUGAGCUCCUCGGAGCCCGCCAACUUGCCGGCAACGGCAUUGACUACGCCUGGAGGAACCUGCUCCGAUUAUCCGAGGUGCCUUGGGUACGGGACCACAAGCUCGAGUCGCAGAUAGUCUUCCCGGCUACCGGAUACCUGGGCAUCGUCAUGGAGGCUCUGUGCCAAGUCCGUGGUGUACCCAUUGCCGAGCUGCGUUCCGGCUUCGAGUUCAGAACCGUCAAUAUCGGUGCAGCGAUGGUCGUCCCGGAACAGGAAAGUGAUGCUGAAAUCCACACCGCGCUCUCGGCUCGCAAGAUCUCGACGGCUUCAGCUUCGAGCAAGUGGUUCGACUUCUCCGUCUCGUCGUGGGAUUCUGGCGUAUCUACGGUACACUGCUCCGGUAGCGUGCGGGUUCUGGAUGACGAAGACGGAGUGUCAUCCCGGAGUGGCCUCGUCUCGGUCCAGGACAUGGGUGGGUACGAGACCUGGGGCUCGAUGAGCCGGUGGUAUGCCAGACUGGCCGAGGCCGGGCUCUGCUUCGGGCCAGACUUCCAGUCCAUUACGGCCAUGACCACAGACGGGGCCAGGACCCGGCCUGACGCCAUCGCGACCACCAGACUCUUCCAGCGGACCGGCCAGCACAACGCGACGAAGUAUCCGUUGCACCCUCUCGUCAUCGACGCCUGUCUUCAGGCCGGAAUCUUCGGGGGCACGGCCGGGGACCUCAACAGCCUGCGCGCAUACCUGCCCGUGUUCAUCAAGUCGUGCCGUGUCCGGGUACCGGGGACCCUUCGUGAGCACGACCCCGAAAACGCGGCGAUCCAUACCCGCACUCGCACAACAGGCUUCGGCACGAAGCAGAUUGAUUGUACGCUUAUUCAAAGCAGCAGCGGAAACGCCCUUGUUGAUAUGGAAGGCGUGAAGCUCUCUCUGUACAGCAACGGCCCGGUUGCCCCGGUUGCCGACAAUGAUGGCGCGGCCAUUGGCAAUGCGCCUGCUGACGCGAGCUCCAUGAAGCGAGAACCAUGCCUGAGCGUGCGCUGGAAGCCCGAUAUUGUCCGUCUCCAGUCAGGAAACACGGCCGAGAUUAAGCAGUAUCUUGAACAGGUCAUCGAAGGGUUCCCUGCCGACUUGAAUGACCAUGCUAGCAUGGCUUACAUCGUCGCGAUGAUCGACUUGGCCAGCUUCAAAAACCCCAAGAUGAGCGUGCUGGAGCUCGGCGGCGCUGAUGGAGAUUGUCAAGUCAAGCGCUGGCUCAAGGCAUUGGAAGCCGACACGACGUUUCCCCGCUGUGCGUCCUGGAUUGGAGGUGAGCUGGAUGCUGAGGGCAAGCUCCAAGCGACUACGACCGAGUCCAGUUCCUUUGACACAGUGGUCAUUCCCGGGCUCGACGCCUCAUCGCAUUAUAUAAAGCUUGCUGCAUCAAUCGUCAAUCUGAUGAAUUCGAACGGUGGCGUGGUCAUCAUGCGCAAGGUCGCAGGCGCUUCAGAGGUUCUGCAGCGCGCUGGUCUCUCUGUCAUCGACGUCGGCCGGGGUGUGCUUGUUGGUCUGCGUCCUCUAUCGCUCUCCUCGCUGGCCAAGCGCAACGCAGUCAUUCUUGUGCGCCCUGGCGAUCCAGAUUCUUCAGGCCAUUUGGGUCAUGCGCUUGCGAAGCACCUGAAGACCCAACAUCCGGUGUUCGGUGACGUCCGGGUUACCACGCUCGACGACAUCGAGGAAUCAGGCGCGGCGCCGUCCCCGUCGGACGUCUACAUUUCUUUGCUUGAGCUGAGGGCAGAGUUUCUUGCCACCAUGAGCUCGAAAAACAUGGACCAGCUGCGCUGUGUGACCGACGUCGCAACUGAUCUGAUCUGGCUGACGGGGGCCGGCAUGUUGGGCGCCAGCCCAGACCCAAACCUGACUCUCUCUUCGGGGUUGUCUCGAGCACUCAUGCUUGAACAGCCGUCUUUGCGAUAUACGGUGCUUGAUGUGGGAUCUUCCGCUUCUGCCAAUGCAGACGAGGCCUCGCUCGAUGCCUUGUGCGCCAAUCUAGCCGCCGCGUUGGUGCCUGCCGAUGACAUGGACGACAAGGAGUUCUGUCAGAGCAACGGUGUCCUACACAUCAGUCGAUUCGUGGCCGACAGGGCCAGCAACAGCCUCUUCCGACGACGCGUGGACCCGAACGAGCCUCUGGAGCGUGUAGCACUCGGUGAAGUUGGCCUGGCGCGCCUGGCCAUCGGAAGCGUCGGGCAGAUGGACACGCUCCAUUUCGCACAGGAAGCCACGUUGCCCGGCGGUGCUUCAACGCCUCCGGGCCUCGUCGACAUUCGCACAUCCGCCGUCAGCCUCAACGCCAAGGACAUCUACACGGUCAGCGGGCGCGUCGAAACACGCACCGGUACGGCCGCCAUCGAGUUCUCGGGCGUUGUCGUCUCGGUCGGCGAGGGCGUGACGCAUCUCGCACCCGGCGACCACGCCGUCGUCCUGGCGCCGAACCGCUUUGCCACGGUCGAGCGCGUGCCGAGCUGGGCGGCGCAUAAGAUGCUGCCGUCUGAAGACUUUUGCGUGAUGCCGACCUUGCCCGUGGCGUUCGGUACGGCCCUGUACGCCCUCCACGACCGAGCCCACAUACGGCCGGGGGAGUCGAUUCUCGUGCACAGCGGCGCGGGGGCUUUCGGGAUGGCCACCAUCAUGCUGGCGCAGCGUAUCGGAGCUGUCGUGUACGCGACCGUUGGGUCUCCGGCCAAGAAGGAGCACCUUGUACGCAAGCUCGGUCUCCCGGCCGAGAACAUCUUUAGCUCGAGGGAUGCCUCCUUUGUUCGGGGCAUCCACACAGCGACCGGGGGCCGGGGCGUUGACAUCGUUAUUAACUCGCUCGUUGGGGAUCUCAUGCAUGACAGCUGGGACUGCAUAGCAGACUUUGGCCGUUUCGUCGAGGUCGGCAAGCGUGAGCUUGUCGACGCCGGCAAGCUCGACAUGCACGUCUUCACGCGUAACUGCUCUUUCACCGCCUUCGAUCUUACCGAACUGUUCUUCCACAAAGACCAGUUCUACCGCGAUAUCUGGAUCAAUAAAACAAAGGAGGCGCUCGAGCUGUAUCGCAUAGGAGCAAUCAGGCCGGUCCCGAUCACCACAUAUGACGUUUCGAAGCUAUCGCAAGCAUACCGCUUCUUUUCCGGGAAAGAUCGCAUCGGCAAAGUCGUGGUAUCCAUGCAGGACUCAAGCAGCCUUAUUCCGGUCAUGCCUACAUUGUAUCAGACAACCCUUGAUCCCGAGAAGGUCUACCUGCUCGUCGGAUGCUUGGGCGGCCUCGGCCGCAGUCUGAGCCGAUGGAUGAUGUCGCGAGGUGCUCGCCACUUCGUCUUCCUCGGCCGCUCUGGCAGCGACAGGCCCGAGGCCCGGAGCCUCGUGGAUCGGCUCCUCGGAGCCGGUGCAUCUGUAGAGGUGGUGCGCGGCGAUGUGUCCAACCAAGAAGACGUCGAUGCCUCCGUCGACGCCUGCUCUGGCCGCCUCAUCGGCGGCGUGGUCCAAGCCGCCAUGGGCCUGAGCGAGGCUCUCUUCUCCAGCAUGACGCACAAGGCGUGGCACACGGGGAUCCAGCCGAAGUGGGCGGGUUCGUGGAACCUGGACCGCUCCUUGGCACGCGACGGCCGCGACGCGCACCUGGACUUCUUCCUGCUCACGUCCUCGGUGAGCGGCAGCGUGGGCACCGCAACCGAGAGCAACUACUGCGCCGCCAACGGCUUCCUGGACGCCUUCGCCCGGGGCCGCCGCAGAUCCGGCAAGCCCGCGGUCGCGGUCGGCCUCGGCAUGAUCUCCGAAGUGGGCUACCUGCACGAGAACCCCGAGAUCGAAGCCCUCCUCCUCCGUAAGGGCAUCCAACCGCUCAAUGAGAAUGAGUUCCUACAGGUCGUCGAUUUCGCCCUGGCGCCCGGCGCCACCGCGCCGCACAUCCUGACCGGACUGGAGCCCUUCGGGCUUCGUGAGCUCAUCAGAAAGGGCUUCGACGUGGAGAACGGAACGACGCAGGAUCCGCGCUGCGGUUUCCUCGCCGCCGCCCUCUUCGCCGACCAGGAGGCGAGCAAGGACGCCUCCUCCUCCGCCGUCGCCGUCAGCUUGACUGCCGCCCCGGCGUGGCUCAAGGCCCUGCCUGCGGGUGCUGCGGCCAACGCCUUGGCCGCCGAGGCGGACGCCCCUACUCUCUCCGACGCCGUGUUGCGGUUGGCGCGCAAGCGCUUCUCCAACCUGAUCCUGCUGCCCAUCGAGAAGAUCGACGACGACAAGGCCCUCCCCCAGUUCGGCCUGGACAGUAUGAUUGCGGCCGAGUACCGCACCUGGUUCUGGACGACUUUCAAGGUCGACGUGCCGUUCUUGGAUAUCAUGAGCCCCAAGAAGUCACUGACGGCGCUGGCGAGCUUCGUCGAGGACAGCAUGACCGCUGCUUUGGCCAACGAGAGUGCGUGAUGCGCUGUUGGAAGGUCACGGAACCGGGGGCGCCUGCACGUGAGGUUUAUUGUUAACUUACGAUGGCGUGCCAGGAUGUGCUUUUGUGGAAUGUUUGACUGGCGAGGGCAACUUUGACGAAAACAUUGUAGAGAUUCAAUGGCUACAGAAGUGAUUGUGGGAUUGUGCGGAUUGGAGAGGUGACC